This is a messenger RNA of Effrenium voratum, 4533 nucleotides long. NCBI's taxonomy places the organism in Eukaryota, Dinophyceae, Suessiales, Symbiodiniaceae. The record is from the annotation of a GenBank genome assembly.
AUGACAGGCGUUAGGACGGGCUUCCGGGUGCUCUUUAGGACCUCCACCACAACUUUGGUGGAGAUCUAUCUCGAGAGCGCCGAGGUCAUUUGGAACUUCUCAACUGUGCGCCUUACCUUCAACGAGCCUGCCAGGCUGAGCCAUGUUGGCAUCCCGGCGGACAUCGGCAUAGGAUAUAACUUUACGGAGACCGCGCCCUGUGUGGACGUGUUCACGGGUGAGAUGAUGGCGGCGCUCGGCAAUCCUGAGACCUGCCUUUGGUCGGAGGACCAUUUGCAGAUGGACGUGCCUCUGGGUUACACUGCCACGCUGCUGCUGGGGGAGAACAUCACUGUUGAGCCGGGGAGGUUGGUGCCAGCAGGCAACACUGCAUGGAACCCUAUCCCGCAGAUGGGCAGCCCACUUUGGACGCAGCAGAGCCUCGAGAUGGUGUCCACAGGCUUGGACUCCAGCGCGGUGCUGGCGCGGGCCUGCAGCUGGCUCUACUUCACUUGCACCAACCUGACGGGUCAUGCGGGGCGGCCCUUCCGGGUGCGCUGGAGCUUUGGCGCCCAGACGCCGGAGCCCAUGCGCCAGUCUUUGCAGGAGGUGCUCGACAAUGCAACCAGCCAGGACCUCCAGGUGGUGACGGUGAGCCCGGCACAGUACAAGGCGGCUGUGGAGGCUGUGGCGCAGCAGUUGGGCGAGGUGGACAUUAUCCGCCUGGAGGUUGUCGCGAGUGUCUACAACUGGCUCGGAGAGGAGACCAUGGACACUGCUUCAGCCUGGGUGCAACUGGACCAGGCGCCGCAAGUGGUGCCGGCAGGGCCCACCGCCCUGACCAUUUUCAACCGGGAGGAGGCCGAGUUCGUUCUCGAGACGGUGCUCAGAGAGGAUGCGGUCUGCUCUGACGCGGACCGCUACAAUCGCCGCAUCUCGGUGGAUUGGGAAUAUUCUAACGCGACCCACAACUGGACGAGCCUCAGCACGGCCAGCCACUUGCAGGACACUGCCUGGACCACCCCGUCUGUGCUGAACUUCGCCCCCUUCAGCUUCCCAGCGGACUCCAUGCAUUUCUUCAGGGCCACCGUGUAUUUCCUAGGCCUGUCCCCAUCCGUGGUGGAGAACACCCAGGUGAUGCUUUUCAGCGUGGCGGUGCGCCCGCGCGAGCGGGUCAUCGCCCGCGUGGCCGGGCCCACGGAGACCUCCGCGAGCUGCGGCUUCCUGUUGUCCGCCCAGGCAUCUGAAGAUCCGGCGCGGCCUCCCACGGAAGCGCCGAACUUCCUGUACAAAUGGACCUGCGAGACAGCCCUUGCCGAUGCAGCUGUCUGCCGCUUCUUGGACGGCUGGAGCCCGGAGCUGAACGUGGAAGGCGGCCUGUUCCAGGAGGGCACCUAUACCUUCAAUGUUCUGGUCUGGCGAGCAGAUGAGACGGAGGCUGACGGCAGCAAUGCAUCUAUCACCGUGACGCUCAGCAGCUCGGCGCCGCCCCCGGUGGUGAUCACCACCCCGUGGCUCAACGGCAGCGGGGUGUCCAUGCAGCGCGGCUUCAGCGGCUCGGUGGAGGCUGAGAUCCGGGGCAGUGCCAGCUGUCCAGUGCCGGAGGUUCAGAACUUCAGGUGGGCCCUGGUAGACUCCCAGGAGAGGGUGCUGACCAUGUACGACCCGCAGGGCUUCUGGAACGGCACUUACUCCCUCCUGGGCUUGUCCCAGUUCCCAGGGGAGCUGCUGACGAAGGGCCAGCUCUACGAGUACGUGCUGGUCAUGGCCUCUGACAGCACCUUCGUGGCCAUGCAGGGCGGCCUCAUCGCGUCCCUGGCCAGCGCCACCGCAUCAGGCGCCUUCGUGGUGCACUCCGCCCCCUUCCUGGCGGAUGGCGACCCCAGCUGCACUGCGGCCGCUGAGCCCAUCCAGGGCUUUGCCGUGCAGACGAAGUUCAAGCUGAGCGCAACGAAUGUAGUGGAUGAGCGAGUGGCGGAGUUGCAAUAUGUCUUCUACCAAUUUCCACUCGCCCAGCUGGCGGCUUUGGCCGCAGACCUGGGCACAGCGGUGACGGCCCUGGAGUGGAGCAACUACAGCAGCGACAGCUACUGGGUGUCUCAGGGCGGCGUGAUGCUGCAAGACUGGUCCAAGGCCUCGGUGGUGGACUCGGUGCUGCCGGUGGGGGACUUCGUCACGGUGCUGCGCAUCCGCGAUUACCUGGGCGCCGUGGCCCUGGCCUACCUGGCGGGCCCCAACAUCUCGGCGCCCACCGGGGGCGUGGACGUCGCCACGGCCGCCGCCGCGCUGAACUCCGCCGUGGCGCUGAACUCGGCCAACGGCAUCCUGAACACCGUGGAUGCCGUGAGCUCCGUGGAUGUCAACGGCACCGAGGAGGAGAUCAACGCGGUGGUCGGGGCCUCCAUGUCGGCCCUGGAGACGGCGUCGCAGCUGGUGGCACCAGACGCCAGUACCCUGCAGAAGGUGGGGAAUGUGCUGGCCCGGACGCUCUCCAGAGGCACCAGCAGCACCAGAGACAAGGCGAUGCUGUCGCGGGCCUCGGAGGUGGUGGACACGGUGCUGACCACGGCGCUCCAAGGCUCCGCCCAGGCCAUCAGCACCGACGCGGGCAACGCCAUCAUGUCCGGCCUGGUGGCCAUCACUUCGGCCAACGGGGAGGGCACGGCCUCUGCGUCGGAGUCUGCGGCUGUGGCAGCCAAAGCCAUGGGCCUGGUGGCCAAGCUGGGCGAGGCGGUGCUCAGCGCCAGCGCGGAGAACGAGACCGUGGUGUUGAGCUCCGUGGACGCGGACGGCAAAGGCUCUGAGAGCCGCCUGGGGAAGGGCAACGCCAAUGCGGCGGCGCAAGGCUUCGGAGUCCCCGGCGCCUCCGUGCGCGCGGGCGUCAUCCCGACCGCCGCGGCAAGCGGCGCUGCUGGGCGGCGCCUGCAAGGAUGCAGCACUGCCGGCGUGCAGUUCACUCAGUUCUUUAAGUCGAACCCCUACUCCUGGGCCAAUGCGAGUUUUGGCCUCAAUGGCGAAAUCGCGAGCAAUGCCACUGUCUCGUCUUUGCUGGUGACGCAGUGCGGGGUCGCCGUGGACAUCUCCUCCGGGGUGGAGGUCGCCGUGGCCUUGCCCGGCCAGGCGGCGCCCUUCGACGUGCCCACCUGCGUGAUUUUCGAUGAAGGUUCCCUGGAGUGGGUGGCCAAGAACGUCUCCCUCGUGAGCGUGGACACCAACACCAUGGUGGCGACCUGUGAGACGACAAGCAACGGGGCGUAUGCCAUCUACUACAGGCAGCAGCUGCCGGAGCAACCGGAGGGCUCCCCGUACUUGGCCCUGGCCCUGGCGGUGCCGCUGGUGCUCCUGGGCUCCGGCCUCGCCGGAGGCGCUAUCUAUUACAUGCGCAAGCAAGCCAUUGAGAACAGGAUUUUGAAGAGCAAGAAGAAGGUCCACCCCAUCGAGGACUCCAAGGAGCUGCAUGAGGUGAUCACCGAAGAUCCGCCAGGCGGCCCCGACGCCGACAACAGCGGCCGCCAUGCCGACGACCCCAACGCCGUGCCAGGCGCGCCCAUGGUGGCCUUCGAGGCGCCCAGCGCGAUCACGGCACUGCGGCGACAGAGCUACGGGGAGGUGCAGCACCCGCCCCUGCCGCGGCAGCCGACUACUGGCCUCGACCGAGCGCGGGAGGACCGCCCACGGCUGGAUUUGGAGACAGGCUGGACCUUGCCAUCAGCCCUGGAGCCCGAGUCCCCGGAGUCGCCGGAGCACCCGUCGAUGCCGGAGCCAUCGGAGCCGCAGCAGUCGGGUUUGGGGUCGAUGACGGAGCCGGCGCCGUCGCAGACGCUGCUCCCACCGAUCCCGUUGCCGAGCCACGAGGCUCACGACCGGGUCCACAUCCAGCCGGCCAGGAUCAUCCGCAGCAGGAGCAACUCCCGCGUCUCCUCCGCGGAGCGGUCCCAGCAGCCGGAGCUGCCGGGAGCAAUGCCAGGAGGAGAGAGCCCGGAGAGCCCACCGGUGCACACCCAAGCGAGGCGGUCCAGGUCCCGGGAACCUGCCACCACAGUGCGCCUGGUGCGGCGCAGCAAUGCCUCAUCAUCGGCCGCAGGCGCGGCGUCGACGGCGCCGGCGGCGCCGUCCGACGCGGGGUCUGCGCCGUCCACGGCCUCAGCGACAGUGCGGGUGCAAGGCCGCGUGGAGAAGCCCAAGAUCUACGCCACGGCGCGGGUGGUGGCCUCCCGCAGCACGAGCCCCGCCAAGGGGGCGCGGCGGGCCUCCAGCGAGGCGCCGCCUCAGCACCAGGCCUUCAGCCUCAGCCCAGAGCGGCGCGCCAGCCAGGAGAGCACAGCCGUCGGCUCCGAGGCGGCGUCCUCCAACGCGGGGUCUUCGGUGGUGCGGGCGGUGGCACGGCGGGUGCGGCCCUCCAGCACGGACGGGAGGGCGCACCACUGCGUUGCGAAGCUGAAGAAGACGGACGCCACGCUGUCGCCCAUCGUCUCGCCCCAAGCGAGCCUGGUGUCGCUGCCAGUCCUGCUGAAGGCAUCCGGCAGCGUGUCCCUUACGAGCACCUUAGACUAA